This is a messenger RNA of Exaiptasia diaphana, 2665 nucleotides long. Its product is annotated as protein disulfide-isomerase A5. The coding region runs from base 83 to 2665 and encodes 860 amino acids. Lineage: Eukaryota; Metazoa; Cnidaria; Anthozoa; Actiniaria; Aiptasiidae. Gene Ontology annotation, cellular component: endoplasmic reticulum. Gene Ontology annotation, biological process: protein folding. Gene Ontology annotation, molecular function: protein disulfide isomerase activity. The record is from RefSeq and is a predicted model, not a curated record. The transcript has 30 exons.
UCCUGAAAGUCACACGUGGCACAAUCACUCUUGUAGGGUUGUUGUAUUUUUAAAAUUUCCCCAACGUGUUCUUAUAGUAAAAAUGCAACAGCUGGGGAUUCAGCUGAUCCGUAUUUUAGCUAUCUUCGUAAUGACAAAUGUUGUUCCUUUCCAAGCCAAGAAAUCAAACAAUAGACGAUUUGUUUUAGACGUCAAUGACAUUAAACCUUUUAAAAAGCUGCAAAGAACGCAUACAAAUUUACUAGUUUUGUUCAGUAAAAAUGAUAAAAGUGCAUCCAGCUAUUUUGAAUUGCUUGGUAAUAUUGCUAAAGAAAUCAAAGGAAAGGGGACUGUAGCAUAUAUCAAUUGUGGAGAAAGCAAGAAAUUAUGCAAGAAGCUGAAAGUAACUCCUAAACCAAGUGUGAUAAAGCACUUCAAAGAUGGAGAAUUCAAUAAAGAUUAUGAUAGGAAGUAUACAUUUAAGUCAAUGAUGAAGUUCAUGAGUGAUCCUACUGGUGAUGCACCAUGGGAAGAGGAACCUGGAGCAGAGGACGUUGCACACAUUGAAACAGCUCAGCAACUGAGUAAACUAUUCAGCAAUGAGAAGAAACCAGUCCUUAUCAUGUUUUAUGCACCAUGGUGUGGGUUUUGUAAACGAUUCAAGCCAGAAUAUGCAUCUGCUGCAACAGAAAUAAAAGAUGAAGUGGUAUUAGCAGGAAUGGAUGUAGAUACUCAGGAGGGUUAUAGUAUAAGAAUGAAAUAUAACAUAACAGGGUUUCCAACUGUUAUAUACUUUGUCAAUGGCGAAGAAAAGUACAAAUAUUCAGGGAAAUAUGAGAAGGAUGCCUUAGUGGAAUGGCUUAAGAAUCCAUCUGCACCACCACCCAAAGAGGAAGAGGAGGAACAAUGGAGUGAUGUCCCUAGUGAAGUAGCUCAUCUUACUGAUAGUACUUUUGAUGACUUCAUGGCUAAGAAUCCAUCUGUACUUGUCAUGUUUUAUGCACCAUGGUGUGGUCACUGCAAGCAAAUGAAACCAGAAUACACCGAAGCAGCCAAGACUUUAAAAGACCAAGGAAUUUCAGGAAUUCUUGCUGCAGUUGAUGCAACAAAAGAGAGAAAUUUGGGCAAAAAGUUUAAAGUGGAAGGGUACCCUACAGUAAAAUAUUUCAGGGAUGGCAAGGUAGCUUUUGAUGUCAAUGAAAGGAAAGCUGAUGCUAUAAUAUCCUUUAUGAAAGAUCCAAAGGAACCCCCACCACCACCCCCACCAGAUCCAGAAUGGAGUGAUGUGGCACCCAAUGUCCUCCACCUGACAGAUGAAACUUUUAAAACCAUUAUUAAGAAAAAGAAACAUGUUUUAGUUAUGUUUUAUGCUCCAUGGUGUGGUCACUGUAAAAAAGCCAAACCAGAGAUAGUUAUUGCUGCAGAACAUCAUAAAAGUAACUCAAAGGCUGCAUUUGCUGGAGUAGACUGUACUAAAUACCCUGGUGUAUGUCAGCAAUAUGAUGUCCAUGGGUAUCCAACAUUUCGCUAUUUCAACUAUGGUAAGAAAGAUUUUAAGUACACUGGUGGCAGAACAUCGAAAGACUUUAUUCAAUUUAUGGAGGAUCCAAAAGAAGGGCCACCCACUCCCCCUCCAGAACCUGAAUGGAGUGAUGAACCAAGCAGUGUGUACCAUCUUACUGACGAUGACUUUGAAGAUGUGAUUAAAAGUCAUGAAUCUGUCUUGGUUAUGUUUUAUGCUCCUUGGUGUGGUCAUUGCAAAGCUAUGAAACCAAACUAUGCUAAGGCUGCAGAUGAAAUUGGUAUCAAAAAGGUUAAUGGUAUCCUAGCAGCAGUUGACUGCACAAAACACAGGAAAACAGCAAAGAAAUUUGAAGUCAAUGGAUACCCAACUCUAAAACAUUUCAGAAAUGGCAAACUUGGCAGUGAAUAUAACCAUGGAAGAACAACUGAGGAUUUGGUAGACUUUAUGAGCAGAAUUGGAGAAGAAAAAGCAGCCAAGGCUGAAACAGUGAAGACUGAAACAAAGAAAAAGGAACCGAAAGAGGGUUCUUGGAGUGCAGAAAACAAAGAUGUUGUACACCUUGAUGACACUACUUUUGAUGAUUUCAUAAAAACACAAUCAUCAGCUUUAGUUAUGUUUUAUGCUCCCUGGUGUCCACAUUGCCAAAAACUAAAACCUGCUUUUGGUGAAGUUGCAAAGGAAGUCAACACUGAAAAAAAGAUUGAAGGUGUCAUGGCUGCUGUAGAUUGUACAGAAUCAUCAACUGUUUGUAGCAGUAAUGGUGUGAAGGGUUAUCCAGAUUUGAAAUAUUUCAAAAAUGGUGAAUUCCAGUUCAAGUAUACUGGUGCAAGAAGUGCAAAGGCAUUCCGUGACUUUAUGAAAGAUCCCAAGAAACCGCAAGCACCGCCACCCCCAAAAGACUGGAGUAAAGAUGGUUCUAAAGUGGUUUUCUUAACUGAUGAAACAUUCAAUGACUUUCUGUCCAAUCAUUCUGAUGUCCUUAUAUUGUUUUAUGCUCCUUGGUGUGGACAUUGUAAUGCCAUGAARAAGAACUACUAUGAGGCUGCAAAGGUUUUGGAAGAAGAAAAUCCAAGUGUAAAGCUGGCAGCUGUAGACUGCACUAAGCAAAGAAAAGCAGCCAGUCAGGUCACUAUUAGUGGAUAUCCAACAGGUCAGUACUGA